AAAAUUUGCUAAAUCUAUACUAUUAGUGCGGCAACCCUUAAUUAAACAACGUCUAUACAUAAAUUAGAUUGAUUUAUUUGAAGUCGUUUACUAUAAUCUCUAAAAAUGAAAAUAUUAUUCAAUGCUUUCCUAUUAAUUGCAAUACUACAAGUGUGUCGAGUUCACAGUUUCCCAAAAUUAAAUAGCUGUCAACAACGUUACAAGUACUACUCAAGAUCAGAUUGGGAAGCCCUUCCAGUGUCUUACGUCACUCCGCUAUCAACACCAGUCCCAUAUGUGGUGAUUCACCAUACAUAUAAACCUGACGCCUGCACCACACAUCAAGAAUGCAGCCAAGCCAUGAAAUCGAUGCAAGCGUACCAUCAAAGCCUUGGUUGGGAUGAUAUUGGAUACAACUUUUGUGUGGGAAACAGUGGCGAUGUUUAUGAGGGAAGAGGCUGGGAGGUAAAAGGUAUUCACGCAGGUCCAGCCAACGGCGUCAGUAUUGGCAUCUGCCUUAUAGGAGAUUGGAGGGUUAAUCAACCACCAGAAGAUAUGUUGCAAGCGACGAAAUUUCUCAUUGAAACUGGAGUUGAACAAGGCUACAUAAAACCAGACUACAAGCUAGUAGGACAUAAGCAAGUAAUGGCCACCGAAUGCCCUGGAACUGCGCUUUUCAAUAUAAUUUCCAAAUGGGAUCACUUUUCAAAUAAAUUUAGUGUAAUAUAACAAAAUAAAAAUAACAGACAAUCUUUAUAUCGUUA
Molecule: messenger RNA, 743 nt
Organism: Zerene cesonia (dogface butterfly)
Lineage: Eukaryota; Metazoa; Arthropoda; Insecta; Lepidoptera; Pieridae
Product: peptidoglycan-recognition protein LB-like
Exons: 4
Coding region: 106-708 (200 amino acids)
Biological process (GO): peptidoglycan catabolic process; innate immune response
Molecular function (GO): N-acetylmuramoyl-L-alanine amidase activity; zinc ion binding; peptidoglycan binding
Source: RefSeq, a predicted model, not a curated record